Molecule: messenger RNA, 661 nt
Organism: Tympanuchus pallidicinctus (lesser prairie-chicken)
Lineage: Eukaryota; Metazoa; Chordata; Aves; Galliformes; Phasianidae
Gene: DUSP28
Product: dual specificity phosphatase 28
Exons: 2
Coding region: 14-553 (179 amino acids)
Biological process (GO): protein dephosphorylation
Cellular component (GO): cytoplasm
Molecular function (GO): MAP kinase tyrosine/serine/threonine phosphatase activity
Source: RefSeq, a predicted model, not a curated record
CGAGCGGCCGUCCAUGGUGCCGGGAGGCGGCGGGCAGAGCGCUGCCGGUGCCGGGCACAGCGCGCCCUCGGCCGGCAGCGCCGCAGUGGGCAAAGUGACCGCCUCGCUGCUCAUCAGCAACGCCAGGACGGCCCGCGACGCGGAGCUGCUGGCGCGAGAGGGGGUCACCUUCUGCGUGAACGUCACCAGGCUGCAGCCCUUCCCCAGCCUCCUGCAGGCCCGAGGCAUGCGCGUGCCCGUGUUCGACGACCCGGCCGAGGACCUGUACCGCUAUUUUGAGCAGUGCGGCGACGCCAUAGAAGCAGCUGUCAGGAGCGGCGGGAAGUGCUUGGUGUUCUGCAAGAACGGCCGCAGCAGAUCCGCCGCUAUCUGCACCGCGUACCUGAUGAGACACCGAAACCUGCCGCUCCGGGACGCCUUUGAGGCGGUGAAGGCUGCCAGACCAGUAGCAGAACCCAACGCAGGGUUUUGGUCUCAGCUACAGAGAUACGAAGAAGAUCUGAAAAUACCAAAGCAGUCUGACCUGCUGAGCAAAGGACUGAACUCACUUUGAAACACCUCCACACACGGCUGUUUUUAAGCAGCUUGCUGUAGGCCAAAGUAGAAAAAAAAUAUGACAGUAUAUAUGGCCUGUAUAUAAAAUGCCUGUUUGCUACACUGA